CUUUUUGAUACAUUGAAGGCCAGGUGACUGUGAAAUAAAAAUUUUAUUAUAUUGUUUAUAUGGAGUUUUUUAUGGGACUGGUUUCGUGAGACAUUGUUUAGUUUGUAUGUAAAUAAACAUAAAGGACUUUUGAGUAGUAGCUAUUUAUCUUUGUGGGUAUUCCUACAAUGGAUGCAUCAGAGACUAAUUAUCCUCCAGGUGAUCCGAGGUUAAUAGAUAAAAUAGUAUAUCAACUGAAGUCUCAAGGCAUUUUUGAUCAGUUCCGAAAAGAAUGCAUGGCCGAUGUGGAUACAAAGCCAGCCUACCAGAAUCUUCAUCAGAGAGUGGAGGCAUCCGUAUCCACUUUCUUGGCUGGCGUAGAAUGGAAGCCAGAUCUCAGCAAAAAUCAGCUGAGAGAAAACCUCCGUAAACAUAUCAAUGAGUCCGGAUUCCUGGAGAUUGGCGUGGAGAGGAUCGUGGACCAGGUGGUGAACCCCAAGAUCAGGACGGUGUUCCUGCCGCACGUGGAGGAAGUGGUGUACAGCUUCCUGGGCUUGGAGCGGCCGAGGCAGACCAAGCCCGUCACCAACACCAGCAUGUUCAAGUCUCAAAUGAAUGAUCCACCAUCUUAUGAAGAGAGCAAACAGUCAGAAACAAAGAUGUCGCCUCUGUCAGCUUUGCUGCCCCAGGACCUAAAAUCUGUGUCCCCUGAGAGUGAUACGUGUGAGCUAACACUGAAGCACCAAGAAACUGUUGAAAUGGAGUUUUCAGAUGGAGGAACUUUUGCAAAGGACAGGAAGGUGGAAGAAGAUACGUCACCUGCUUUUGAGCCCCUUUUGGACGAGAACUCGAACGGCAGUCACAUAUCAGGUAUGUCCGGGUUCAGCAGCCAUGACGAAGGUCAGCUGAGUCCCACACAGCAAAGCGUUUCUCAAGCUGCCACCACGCCGGACAAGACUUCUCAACUGGACCGGGUAGAGAAGAUGGAGGUGGAGACGAGCUGUAAGGGUGAGUCAGAGACAGGGGCGGAUAAAGUGAGCUCUACCGUGGAGGAAAAUGUGCUCAGUCCAGCGCAAGUCUUGACCCACAACAUGAGUGCUCUCGAGAUACAGGAGCCAGUGCUCCCUGGGGACAGGCUGGCUGUGGCAAAGGACGAGAAGUGUGACAGCAGUAUGGACAUUGUGAGGAAUGAAAAAAACAAGGAAAGUGAUAAAGAAAAGGAUUCCAGAAAGAGAGAGAAGACUGAUGGAAAGUCGAGCAAGUCUAGAAGCGACAGCAAAGACAAGUACAAGAGUUCCGAUAGAUCGAAACAUGACUCAAAGGAGAAGAAAAUUGAAAAGGAGAAAGCAAAACAUGAAGAGAGCAAAUCUCGGUCAAAAAGUGAACCCAGAAAAGACAAAGAAAGUGGAAGCAAGAAAGAGAAAGUUAGUGAUGGGAAGAAGGAUAAAGUUCCUGAAGUUAAAAAAGAUAAGAAAAUGGAGAACAGCAAAAGUGAACAUAAAGAUGGUGGAAGUAAAAAGGAAAAGGACUCAGUAAGUAGUAGAAAAGAGAAAGAACAUGAAAGUAGGCGAGAUAAAGACAGUGACAAGAAACAUGACAAGGAUGGUGAUAAAAAGAAAGACUCUGACAGAGACAAAUCAAAAUCUGAUGAUAGAAGUAAGUCUAAACAUGAUGACAAAACUAAGGAUCGUAAUAAAAGUGACACCAAACAUGGCAGAGAUGGUAAAGAUAAAAGUCAAAGCAAUAAAGAUGACAAACACACAAAGUCUGCUGAGAAGAAAUCUAAAAGUUCCAGUGACCAGAAAUCUAGGGAUGGUGAAAAAAAAGACAGUAAGGAGAAGAGUUCUGUGACUCAUAGGUACAACAGUGAUGAAACCGAAAGAAAAGACUCAGAUAAAAAAGGAAGAACUUCCAUGGAUCACACAGUUAGUGGAGAUGACAAGCUCUUGACUGAUGGGGACAGCAUUCAUAAGGGUAAAGAUAAAAGUAAGAAAGGACGAAGUCAAAUUAAAACACCCGAUGACUUGCAAUCUACAGAUGGUGAAAGCGAUACGCGAAGCAGGGACAGCUACAGGAAAACUAGUAAAAGACAUGAUGACCAAGCAUCAACGGAUGGCGAAAGUGAUGGUGAGAAACAGGUUAGGAAGAGUGGAUCGAAGGGUUCAACCAGGCAGCAAAGCAACGAAGAUGGGUCGGAGAACGGCGAAGGCGAGGAUGGCAGCAAGAAGAGGAAGCAGAGGCCGAAGGGCGUGCCGGACGACCACCACGCGCACCGCAGCCGGCGGGAUCACGACAGGCGGUCGGCAGAUCGCGACAGCAGCGGCGCCGGCCCUCAGCCGGGCGGUGGCCAGGCCCAGCGCCAGGGCAGGGCCAGCCGGCAGGAGUCCUCGUCGCCCCGGAAGGGUGGCAAGACUGGCGACACCAGCAGCAGUGCCACAGACGCCAUCGCAGAGAACCAGGACACUGAGGCGUCCCCAUCGUCUCUGCCGUUCAAGAAGAGGCCCCUCCAGCAGGAUGCAGAGAGCGAGGAAGGAGAGAAUGACAACUCUCGCUUGCAUGAAGGAACUGUGCUGCCUCCUUCAGGUCCGAGGGAGAUUAUGGUUGUGGACUUGGCAGAGGAGGAGGAGGAGGAGGAGGAAGAAGAAGUAAUUUCCAUAACAGCGCCAAAGCAAAUAGAGAAACAGAAACUUGGGGAAAUCGAAAAAUCACUACGCAGUGAAGUGGGUGCAUCACUGGCCAGUGACUUACCAAACUGUGACAGUAAGCGGAAUGGAAUACUGCAGGCUAUAGAUGAGGAUGAAGACAGUGAUGUUCAGUAUUUUAUGUCUUGUGAUGACAGUAUUUUUGAUGACAGAGACAGGCAGUACAUAAAUGCUCUCAGAAAGCUUAGUCAUGAAGAUUUGGUGCCAACAAAAUCUAAUGAGGAUGACAUAACUAUCUGUGCAGUGUCUCAGUGUUUCGAUGAGUUCGCUAAGACGGCAGAUGAACUUGGGAUUAAGGUAGUGAAAACGUUGCAGGACAUUCAAGUUUAUAGCACACAAGUGGAGGCACAGGAGCCGGAAAAUUCUUUGCAAGAAAUGUUGCGUAAUAGAAGAUACGUUGUCAGGUUGAGUGAUGAUGUCAAGGGAUUUAAGAAUAGUCCUAAACAAGAUAAAACUGAAGUUGAAGUUGUACAGCCAUCAGUCGAGGCACCUUCCUCUGCAGAACUGAAUAGCAAAGGUGACUCUACAAGGACAGACACGCCCCCGGACCACCAGGGGGUGUACCGGUCGGCGUCGGACGAGGACGUGAGCUGCGACGCGCCCCUCAGCAGCGACAUGAUCCUGCCGUCCUUGCAGGACCUGAUGAGGGAGAGCGGCAUGGUGCCGAGCCCCAACGCGGGCGCCCGCCCCAGCUCCUGCCGGCGGGUCGGGCUGCCUCGUCCCAGCACCAGGAAGUCAGACUCCAGUGUUAACCCUGGUGGUGCCUGCGUGGACAAGAAGAAUGGCAUGUCAAGUGACAGACGGAUGCUCAGGAGCAGCGUGGGCGACAGCCAGAGGUACAGCAGCGAGGACCUCUACAAACCUCGACCAUUGUUCAGCCACGGUUCGCGGAGGAACAGACAUAACAGCGAGGAACAAGCCUCCGAUCCCGUCGCAGUCAUCACCUCCCACCCCUCGUCACAUAACUCGGUUGUCGGUGUGCGUGAUAGACCACCGUGUUCGGACUGCGAUGCGCGCGGCGUGGGCAGGCCUGGUCGGCCAACGCCCCCGGUGGGAUCCGGCCGCGCUCCUCGGCUGUCCACACCCGUCGCCCCCUCCGCGCAGCGUCCGCACCAGGACCCGCCACCGGGAGCCGUCGUUAGCUCCCCCAGCUCACCGCCUCUUGUCCACCGCACCACGCCCCUCACGGUCUUCUUGUCUCUCCCGCGCAUCCAGCCUCGCCUCCUCGCCUGCCGCUCCGCCCAGACAAGCAGAACUCGUGCUGCACGAUGAUUUCUUCCUUGUCUUCUCAUGUUUUUUUGUAGACUGUUAAGGUGUUAGGUGAGUGUAAGUCUCCGAUCUGUGCCGUGCACAUAAAUAUAUGUCUAUUUUGAUAAUGCUGUAUGAGUGAUUUAAUAGUUGAUCUAAACUUGAUUUUGUAUCUUGGUAAUGAAGCAUUUAAUUGGAAACAUGGAUUGUAUUUGAUUUUAUAAUUCUUAUAUUUCUGUGAAUCCUUGUGCCACUUCUUCACUCAUUAAACAAUAUAUUAACUGCCCAAUUAAAGGCUUCCCAAGCGAGUGCCGGUAAACUGUGUCCUUCACUCACACUCUCGUACACUUUUACCGUCCAUCCCUCAAUGGCAAGCAGUGCAGGCUUUCCUUCGUUCUUCCUUUUGGAGGGCAGUUUGUCAGGUUGCUGUUCAGCCUUGCAAAGUAAUUGAAGGUUUCAUUGUGGAAACAGACUAAGCUGGUUGUAACCAGUCACGUUUACCGUGGUUAUUGAAGGAAGUCAAGCAAGCUUCUAUUCCUAGCAGAAACAAACCUUCUCAGUGUUCACACCUUGGCCAUGCAAUACGGAUUGAUUGUAGAUUUAAAAAAAAAAUAGGCUACUCCAACUCAUAAAAAAUGCAGUGAUAUACUUGCAACUAAAAACAAGUCAUAGAUUUGACAAUACAUUUUUUUCAAGACUACCCCCAAUAAAUAAAUCCACAGUAACAAAAGACAAAUGUACUAACUGCAAAAAGUUUUUACUAUUUUUUUAAUGGUUAUUAUAGUUAUUUUUUUUUAAAUUUCUGAACAAUAUUGAGAACACUUAGUGAAGUGCAUUAUACAGUAGUGUGAAUAUGACUAAAAUAUUUUUUUUUUUUUGUUGUGAAAGGUGCUUUGGUAGUUUUUAUCACUAGAUCAUGAUGCGUAUGGAUGUGUGUGUGUGUGUGUGAGUGUGUGAGAAAGAGUUGAAUGAUGAGUAGGACAGACACAGAUGCACAAGGCUUCCAUGCCAUACUGGGUAAACUAGAAUGCUGUGCAAGUUAGAAUAGUACUGUUUGGGUUGCACAACAAACAUUGAGCAUAAAUUUUAACAAUUGAAAGUUUAGGACUGAAUAAAGCAUAAAUAUCAGUAGAACACAAUAAUAUUUGAAGAUAAAAUAAACAUUUUAAUAGUAUGCAAGUAAAAUCAGAAUUAUUGCUUAAGGCAUUAAAAAAAGUGUGAUUCCUAAUUCCAUUACUAAUUUUGGGGAUAAAAUAUGAUGUGAACAUAUGACAAUUUUUUUUGUUUGGUAUAUUCCAUAUUUUAUCAAGCAUAAAUGUUCCAUCACCAAUUCAUUGCUGUUUAUCCUUGUCUUAAGGGUUUUGAGUGUUAAAAAACAAUCUCUGUCAACCAUUUUUGAAAAUACUUUUACAUUCUCUUUGGCCCGGUGGGAAUGGACAAUGUAACGUUCAUGAUUUACAGCCAGAAUGGCAUAUCGGUGUGGGUUCAACCAUUUUGUACAGUAUUGUACAUCAGAAAGAUGUAGACUGACAUGGCUAUCACCAUUCCUCAACUGUACAGAAAAGUAAAUUUUUGUUGUUGCAGACCACCACAACUAUUGAGUUUUGUGUUAUUUUUGUCAUCUGAGAUCAUUGGUAUCACAGUUGCUAUUAUGUACUGUCAAAAGCUUUUGUUACUAUAUUAAUAAUUAAAAUAAUUAUUUCAUAAAACUGACACCCUUCAGUAAAGUGUGUAAAAAUGAGAAAAUAUGAGUACAUUAUGUGAAUUAUGUUGUGAUUGGGGUGCAUCAGCAUUGUUACAAGUCUAAUGUGUAACAUUUUUGUAUCAUUGUGAAUGUUGUGCAAGUGAGCUUAACCUCCAGAACCAUUAAAAUAAUUUUGUUUUUCUAAAUAUGUAUUAGUAUUUCUGAGAUUUUUUUUAUAUUUUGUACAGUCAAGCAAUUAAAGUUGGUGCAUCUAGAGUUA
Messenger RNA from Bacillus rossius redtenbacheri, 5893 nucleotides. Its product is annotated as biorientation of chromosomes in cell division protein 1-like 1. The transcript has 8 exons. NCBI's taxonomy places the organism in Eukaryota, Metazoa, Arthropoda, Insecta, Phasmatodea, Bacillidae. The coding region runs from base 168 to 3953 and encodes 1261 amino acids. The record is from RefSeq and is a predicted model, not a curated record.